Microplitis demolitor is the source of this 2962-nucleotide messenger RNA. RefSeq names its product agrin-like. The transcript is spliced from 11 exons. Gene Ontology annotation, molecular function: calcium ion binding. The record is from RefSeq and is a predicted model, not a curated record. Lineage: Eukaryota; Metazoa; Arthropoda; Insecta; Hymenoptera; Braconidae. The coding region runs from base 1 to 2958 and encodes 985 amino acids.
AUGGCUGAGAGCCGAAAAAUCGGUUCUUUGAGAUACGUCCGCGGCAGAUCUUACGAAACCCCACACGGAAAAAAAGACUAUCCGACGGUGAACACGGAUUUCCCAGUUAAAAGAUUUACAGCUGUCCAAUACACUCAACCAGCAGCAGCUAUUUCACCAUUGUCAAAGUCAACCAGGCAUCUUCUUGGUCCAGAGCCAGACCAACGUUAUUAUUACACUCAUCGUGCUCAACAAGAAACCAUUACUAUUGACCGUGAUAAUUUUAAACAUGGAGUUGCAGCUGCAUCAAGACCUACCCCAGCAACUAUUCGAGUUGUAACAGCACUUCUUGGGGAUCUCUGUACAAAUGAUAGGGACUGUACAAUUCCGAAUAGUGAAUGUUUUAAUGGACGGUGUGUUUGCUCUAAUGGAUUUGCUGAGACAAGCGAUCGACAAGAAUGUUUUGCAAAUUACAUGUCGGUAACGCUUUCCGAAGAUCUUCGCGCUUGUGUUUCUAAUCCAUGUCACUCAUCAGCAACUUGUAUUGACUUACCAAGUUCAACAUUUGUUUGCAUUUGUAAUUCAAAUUACACGGGUUUAUUAUGUGAUGAAGAAAUAAAUAAACGAGAAUAUGAUAUACCUUCUUUCGAUGGUAAAAGUUAUGUGAGAAUGAGUAGACUAAAAGCAUAUCAUAAAUUUAGUAUUGAAGUUGAGUUUAAAACUUAUGCUGACAACGGAAUAAUUCUAUACAACCAACAGAAGAAUGAUGGUAGUGGAGAUUUUGUUUCACUUGCUAUUGUUGAUGGAUACGUACAAUUUCGUUAUAACCUUGGAAAAGGACCAGUAAUACUAACAUCACCGGAGAGAGUUACUAUGAAAAACUUUCAUCGUAUAUCAGCUAAAAGAUAUCACAAAGAUGGUGUUUUAAUUUAUAACGACGGUGAAGAUAUUGCCGGUCAAAGUCAAGGAAUGCUUAAAUCAUUAGAUCUCAAUCAAGAUACAUUUAUUGGCAACAUACCAACAAAUUACACUAGAGUAUACGACAACAUUGGGACCAGUCACGGAUUUUUGGGUUGCAUUCGUAAGCUGAAGAUCAAUAGAUUUACAGUUGACCUUCAUAUUGGAAAAGAUAAAGAUGUUUUAGAGACAUAUCGUGUUAAGCAGUGUCAUGAUAAUGCAUGCGCUAAUUUGCCUUGUAAAAAUGGUGCUACUUGUCAGCCAAUAUUCGAAGAAGAUCUUUGCAAUAAUAGAGAAUGCAAAUCAAAUACAAAACGAAGUAAUAAAACAAAGAAGAAAAGAAAUUAUAAUGAUGGAAUUAAAUUUGUCAAAUGUAAAGGCUCUCAUUGCAGCGAUUUAAAAUCUAAACCGAAAUCAAAGAGAUCUAAAAAAUAUUCGAAAAAACGAUGCGCUACUGUGGAUUGUAAUUAUGAUUAUGAUUUAGAUUAUGACGCUUCUUAUGAACAUGAUAAUUAUGCAGUAACAACUUACGAACCACCAACGUAUAAAUGUAUUUGCCCUCCUCAAUUUACUGGACCUAAUUGUGAAGAAUCAUUAGAUCCUUGUUUAGGCGAACCCUGUCAAAACGGAGCUACUUGUGAUAUUCUUCCACAAGGCGGAUAUGUUUGUAAAUGUCCGCCAGGAAGAACGGGAGAUCAUUGUGAAAUAUUAGAUGCCGAAUUAACUGAAUUUUUAAUUCCUCAGUUUAAUGGUGAUGGGUUCCUUGAACUUUCAUGUCUUGAAGGAGUCUCAAAAGCAUUUUCAAUUGAACUAUGGUUUCUUACGCGAGCUACAGAUGGUCUACUACUUUACAAUGGGCAACUUAACAAUGGUCGUGGAGAUUUUAUUAGUCUUAACUUAGCUAAUGGCAAAUUGGAGUUUAAAUUUAAUCUAGGCAGUGGUAUAGCUAAUAUUACAUCUCCUGAUUCCGUGAGUCUUAAUACUUGGCAUUGUGUUAGAAUCAGUAGACUUGGUAGAGAAGGACUUCUGCAGUUAGAUGAAGGCACUAUUGCACGAGGCUUUUCCGGUAGUCCUCUCACUGAAUUGAAUUUAGAGAUGCCUCUUUAUAUUGGUGGCGUUAAACAUUGGCGAGAAAUUCAUCGUCUGGAAAGUGCCUGGACUGGGCUCACAGGCGCGAUACAAAGAUUAAUGGUCAAUGGUAAGACUUACCAGAAUCUAGCAGUUAAUUUCACUCAACACAAUACUGAAAUAUAUGAUGGGUUGCCGUGUCCUGCUGAUGGCAAUCCUUGUCACAAUGGUGGAGUCUGUUUGCCGUUAUUAAAUAGUUACCUUUGUAAAUGUGCAAGCAGUUACAGUGGUCUCCAUUGUGAAUUUUUCAUGGGAUAUGAUGUAUCUGGUGGAGAAAUAGCUGAACGACCAGUAAGAUUUAACGGGGACAAUUACCUACAGUUUAAACAUCGUUAUGGCAGAAGCUCUAACAAUACUUUAACUACUAACACAUCUCUUUUGGAAUAUUAUGACGAUUCUUAUUCCGACUAUGAGUUUGACGAGGAUAAUGAUUUUGAAUAUGAAAAUUAUGACUACACUGAAUACAAAGGACAGCAAUCAAAUAAAUUUGAAUUGAGUCUACGAACCGUUAAUCCGGAUGGAAUGAUAGCAUGGAUUGGACGCGGAAAAAUAGAAAAUCUGGUACUAUCUCUACAGGAUGGAUAUGUUGUCUUCACGUACAAAGGAAAAAAAGAUGAAAUAUCUAUAAAAAGCCGAAAAAAAGUUAACGAUGGUAUUUUUCAUCACAUCAAAGCUGCUCGUCGAAGAAAGGCAAUCGUAAUCCAGGUUGAUGACGAAAUUCCCAUAAAAGUUGCCACGGAAAUAUCUCUUCUAACAACCAAUGGGAAAUUAUUUGUUGGUGGGAAGCCUGGUCAUAAAGGAAUCAAGGGUUGCGUGACUGACUUUAUCGUCGAUAAAAGAAGACUACCUUUGGCAAGACGGAAGAUUGAAUUUUGCCACGAUAAUGACGUAUGAUAGU